AUGACUGUCGGAAUCGUCGAUGGUUCGGGGGUCCUCUACGACCCCAGCGGCAUUUGCAGGGCAGAGUUGACGCGCCUGGCACAGCAGCGCGUGCCCAUCAAGGAGUUCAACCGGUGCUUCCUCGGGAACGGUGCUUUCUUGGUCACCGUAGACGAGAGCAACGUGACGCUUCCUGAUGGCUCUGUGUGGCUGACGGGUGCAGAGCUCCGUGACAACUUCCAUCUCACCGACUACGCAUCUGCAGACCUUUUCGUGCCUUGCGGUGGGCGACCGAACGCCGUGACCACGGAUAAUGUCAAAAAGCUCUUCACCGCAGAUGGAUCAAGGCCGAAAUUCCGCCUGAUCGUGGAGGGCGCCAACCUAUUCUUCUCCGAUCGUGCGCGAGGUGUCCUUGAGGGAGCCGGUGUUCACGUCUUCAAGGAUGCAUCAACCAACAAGGGUGGCGUGAAUUCGAGUUCGCUCGAAGUCCUUGCGGCGCUGGCUCUGUCUGAAGAGGAUCACUCCGCAAUGAUGUGCUACAACCCGGCCAAUGGCGGCAUACCACCUGAGUUUUACGAGACCUACGUCAAGCAAAUUCAGGAGACCAUCGUGGAGAAUGCCCGGCGGGAGUUCCGCGCCAUCUGGAAAUGCAACUCUGGCCUCGGGCUCUCCAAAGUUCAGGCCACGAAGAUGAUCUCUGGCAAAAUCAACCAUCUACAAGAUGGCAUCAUGGCCCAAUGCAGCCGAAUGGCGGCCUCGGACCGUGACCAGUUGAUCCGCUUCGUACUUCAGCGAGCUGUCCCUCCUGUCAUGGUCCAGCAUCUCGGGGUGGAAGGAAUUCUGCAGCGUGUGCCUAGCAACUACGUCGAGGCUAUCGUAGGUGCAUGGGUGGCAUCGAGAUUUGUGUACAGCCAGGGCGUCGAUGCUUCCGAGGUCUCCUUCUUCUUCUUCCUGCAAAGUUUGCUAAGCAACGAAAGUCCGCGGGAGGUCUGA
Molecule: messenger RNA, 972 nt
Organism: Symbiodinium necroappetens
Lineage: Eukaryota; Dinophyceae; Suessiales; Symbiodiniaceae
Source: the annotation of a GenBank genome assembly